Molecule: messenger RNA, 550 nt
Organism: Suillus clintonianus
Lineage: Eukaryota; Fungi; Basidiomycota; Agaricomycetes; Boletales; Suillaceae
Exons: 4
Coding region: 1-483 (160 amino acids)
Source: RefSeq, a predicted model, not a curated record
AUGUUGCGGCACGGAUGCGGUACUGGGUGCGGCAGACAUGUCCCUGGUGCAGCUAAACGAAUUAUCAAUCGGCUGAACUGUGCUACAUAUGCACAUGCUUGCACUAUCGUAGUUUCGAAGCGCAAGAAAAACUUACUCCAGGAGCCAGCCCAAAAUAUCCUCAUUGAACUUCCUACUCCCGAAGAGCAAGAAAACACGAUGCUCCAGGCUGCCUGGCUUGACCUCCAACUCAGCUAUGAUCUGACCUCGAUGGAUAUAGACAUCGACUUGGAGUGUCUUGGCAUACUGAGAAGCAGAUCUGCAGGAAAUGAACAAUGGGAAAAAGACGCUGGUGCACACCAAGACCGAUGGAAUCCCUAUGAGGGCCUCCCUGAGCACUGGAAUCAUGGCGACCGGGAUUCAUACGCACCAGAAUUUGAAGGAGAAGUAGACGUGCGUCAUCAUCGCUUUUCAUCGCGGAUCAGUCUGACAUGGUUCGACUAACAAAAAAACCAAACCGCGGCCACGACCAAGGAAGAUACACAAGGCUUCAUAGGCUGGGGCCUCGUAG